AUGGCUUCUCAAAGGGAUGAGCGUGAGAUGAAAGCGCCUGCCGAAGAUAAGAAAAGGGAUCUGGCGGUGUCUGUUUCUACGUGUCCGGACAAGGAUGGUGCAGAGGAGAGGCGAACGGACAAGCUAGAGCAGGUGAAGGAGUGGAAGAAGCGCUGGCGAAGGAACUGGCCAAAGGAGGCAGAGAAGUUGGUUGAUCUGUUAGAAAAGUUUAUGUCACUGAAUGUAUACUGGAUGAGUCACUGGACUAUCUCCGGUUACAUAGGACCUCGCAUUUUUAUGUUAGACCUGAAAUUGCACCGUCAGGCAACGAUCGUGACGGCGCUAAUGUUAAUCCAGACGCUUAAGGUGGCACAGACCAAUCGCAGAAGCGGCAGGAAGAUUGAUCAUUGCCAGUUAUAUGAGGCCUCGGAUUUGAAUCUUAGACCAGGAAAUUCGACUUCAGGCAACGGUCGUAACGGAGUUACCGCUAGUAACAACUAUGCAGUUCGUAUCGUGAACCAAGUUGAGCGUGUCAUGGAUCGUGUGGACUGUAUCCUCGAGCGUAUGGGGGGGGGUGCGAAUAAUAACGGAGCGGCUACUGUAAGCGUUACAGUUACUGAAGGAGAUACGGAUGUGGAAGACGAUACGGAUAGUGAAGGAUAUACGGAUAGUGAAGAAGAUACGGAUGUGGAAGACGAUAUGGAUAGUGAAGGAUAUAGCCAUUCUAUCGGUGUUUCCAUCGGUAGUUCCAGCGGUGGUCUCAUCGGCGUUAUGAUCUUCGGUAUCAUCGGUGGUAUCAUCUUUGGUCUCAUCUGUGGUAUCAUCUUUGGUCUCAUCUGUGGCUUCAUUGGUGGUAUCAUCGGUAAUCUCGUGUAUGGUUUCCGGCAUUUCACCUGUCGUAUAGAGCCUAUCGUCGAUCGUACGGAGUGUAUCCUGGAUCGUAUCGAUGGUGUGGAGCGUGGGCAUAGUAACGAAGCAGGCAGUAACGAUUCAAACUGUAAAGGCGAUAAGGAUACUAGAGGCCAUAGCGGUCGUACCGGUCUUAUCCGUCGUAUGGUUCGUAUACGCUAUCGUAUUGAGUGUAUCGCUGACCGUAUCAGUAUUAUGGAGCGUAGGCAUGCUGACGAAGGAGGCAGUAACGAGGUCGGCGGUCUCUUUGGUAUAAUCACUCGUAUCAUGGUUCGUAUCAACUAUGUUAUCAUCCGUAGGCGUAGUCGCGAAGGGGAUAGUAAAUGUGAUCCUGAUUGUAGAGGCGUCAUGGAUGGUCAAGGCGAAAGGGGUAAUGAAGGUGAAGUGAAUAGUGAAGGCGCCACGAAUGGUGAACGGGAUAACAAUAUUGGAGGAGCUACCGAUAGUCAAGGCGGUACAGCAGGUAAAACGGAUAUCGGUCGUUUCAUCAGUCGUAUCGUCGAUCGUGUGCGUCGUAAAGAUAAGGGUAGUGAAGGCGGAAAUGGUCAUCAGGACGUUCGCCAUGGUAAGGAUCAGUUUUUGCCUCAAGUCGCAUGA
This is a messenger RNA of Babesia ovata, 1485 nucleotides long. RefSeq names its product signal peptidase I, putative. Bases 1 to 1485 code for a protein of 494 amino acids. The record is from RefSeq and is a predicted model, not a curated record. Lineage: Eukaryota; Apicomplexa; Aconoidasida; Piroplasmida; Babesiidae. The transcript is spliced from 2 exons.